AUGGCUGAGGGCUUUUUGUGCUGUCGGUCCAAAUUCACUAACCGGAACCCGGGCGGCGACACCCCGGAAACCCAGAGGUCCCUGAGCCCUACACCCCGCCCGCGCCCCCUCCUUAAACCACCCCCGGGAGAAAACGGACCCGGGGCGCCCCGAAAACGCAGGGGCCCCCGCGCCGGCAGGCGGGCACGGAAGGGGCCGCGGCGCCACAACGGGGGCGGGGGGGGGGCCGGGCCGCGGCGGGAGCGCCGGCAGGGCGACGCGGGGCCGCAGCGCCGCGGGAGAGGCCGGCCAAGGCACGGCCAGGGCAACCCAAACCGACGAGCGGCGAAGGAACGGGCGAGACCGGGCGAGAAGCGCCCGACGGGACCAGCGCGGCGCCCGCAAGGGGGGACCGGGGCGGCCGGGUGCACCCCCCGCAGGGCGGCGGGGGCGACCAAAGACGGAUCAACAAGCCAGCCGGCCGCGGGGACCGGCCGCGGGGCGGGACACAUCCCCGAAGAACCCGGGGCCACGAAAGAGGCGGGACAGAGCCGGGGGGGCCCCCCGCCGCGGGCCGAGCCGCCCUCCCCCCUCCCACCCCGCCCCCCCCGAGGACAACAACACAUCCCCCCCCCCCUCACUGGCCGCGCCCCCUCCCUCCGCGUCCGCUCGGGCGGGCGGGGGGGGGGAAGGAAAAAGGACCACACGGCGACCCAGGGCCGGGGACCCCCGGCGGGGGAGGGACGCCCGCGGGCCGGAGACCCAAGACGGGGACGAAGAAACUCUGAUAAAUAA
Molecule: messenger RNA, 774 nt
Organism: Camarhynchus parvulus
Lineage: Eukaryota; Metazoa; Chordata; Aves; Passeriformes; Thraupidae
Product: proline-rich protein HaeIII subfamily 1-like
Exons: 1
Coding region: 1-774 (257 amino acids)
Source: RefSeq, a predicted model, not a curated record